Molecule: messenger RNA, 1362 nt
Organism: Diaporthe amygdali
Lineage: Eukaryota; Fungi; Ascomycota; Sordariomycetes; Diaporthales; Diaporthaceae
Product: FAD-dependent monooxygenase fsr3
Exons: 5
Coding region: 1-1362 (453 amino acids)
Biological process (GO): secondary metabolite biosynthetic process
Molecular function (GO): monooxygenase activity; FAD binding
Source: RefSeq, a predicted model, not a curated record
AUGGAACGUCUUCCCGACUCAGGCCUCUCGGUUCUGGUUGUUGGCGCUGGAAUCGCUGGUUUGGCCUUCUCCAUCGAAGCUUACCGCCAGGGUCAUACUGUCAAAGUCUUGGAGAAGCGUGCCGCGCCGGGAGACUACGGCGAGAUAUUCUUCAUUCAAUCACCUGGGCUGCAUACGCCAUCCAAAUGGCCUGGUUUCAUGGACAGAUUGAAGAAAGUUGCUAUCUCGGCCGAGUUCCAGUUUUUCAAGUUCAGCGGUCAGAAGCUGUUCGGAACCAAGCUCGGCUCCCAAGACGUACCCACGGUAUCGGUCAGCCGUAGGGAAUUCUACGAACUGCUCCUGAACUACGCAACCGAGUUCGGUGGUGUCGUCCUUUCUGAUGGGCGCAGGCUCACUUCUGACGUUGUUGUGGCGGCGGAUGGCGUUGGUUCAAGGUCAGGGAGCCUUGUGACCGGUACCAAGGAAAAGCCCAUCAGCUCUGGUUUUGCACUAUACAGAACUAGCUACCCUACUCAAAAGGCGUUGGAGACGCCUGCUCUUGCAGAGUUUCUUCAAGGCAAGACAGAAUGGACGUCUCUGCAUAUCGGUCCCGGAGCACAUUUCUUCAUCGGUUUGUCGCCCACGGAAUUCAGCUGGGGCUUGACGCAUAGGGACGAAGAUUAUGCUGUCGAGGAUUGGAACCGUGUCGUGGACUCCAGAGGAGCGCUCCGGUAUGUCCAGGGAUGGGCACCCAUUGUCCAUGAGGUUAUCAAGUCUACGCCCAACAGUGAGGCCACUGACUGGAAGUUGCGCUUCCGUGACCCCCAGCCAAAGUGGGUUUCUGAUGGAGGCCGGGUGGUACAAUGUGGCGAUUCUGCACACUCGUUCCUGCCCUCAUCCGGCUUCGGUGCCACAACCGCGCUUGAGGAUGCCUUCUCUCUUGCAGCCUGCCUUAAGAUGGGCGGCAAGGAGUCUGCCCCAAUCGCCACCAAGGUUCACAACCAUCUCCGCUUUGAACGAACAGCUUGUGCUCAGAAGAUAGGCUUCAAGUCGAGGGAGGCUUUCCAUCGCACCAACUGGGAUGAGGCGGCCACGAACCCUCGGAGCAUUGCCAAAUUCACAGGGGCAUGGCUGCUGAAGCAUGAUCCUGAGCUUUAUGCCUAUGAGAACUACGAGGCUUGCGCAGCCCAUUUGCUUCAUAGAAAGGAAUUCAAGAACACGAACACGGUUCCAGGCUUUCCUUUCAAGCUUUGGACCGUUCAGGAAUUGCUGGACAAGUCUGAUAGAGGGGAGUCGAUUGACGAUGACGAGGGCGAUUGUGAUAGGGUCUCCGAUGUUCACGAUGAUCCCACGCAGAUCAUCGACUCUGGCCAUCGAACAUAG